UAAUCAAAUUUUAACUGUUGGCUUUAAAUAUGUCCAGGCAAUCAUACUCAUUGGAUAUUAUACAUACCUUAUUAGCAUUUACAAUAAUCUAUUUUAUCUAAUUCCAAUCCAAUAUACUCUACGGGCUUAUAACCUCUACCGAAGGCUCGUUCAACAUGCUGACAUACAGACCGCAGUAAACAGAUUUCUUAAAGCUGCUCUGGACUUCCUUCCAUUCAUCCUUGCUGCUCAUCUAUUCGGAGCCUUGUGGUACUUUUUGGCUGUGGACCGAAAAGUAGUUUGUUGGGUGGAGCAUGUUUGUAAAUUUAAUAAUAUUUGUGGUCGUGAAACGUUUUAUGAAUUCUUCUAUUGCAGUAGCUCCACUCCACAAAACAAUAUGAUGUUCAGUAGCUCCCUUCUACAAAAGUCAUGUGCUGUACAACUUUCAGCAAAUAUAACAAGUUUACCUUUCGAUUUUGGUAUAUAUCUAUACGCUCUCCAAUCUAAUAUGACAAGCUCAAGAGAUCUUCCACUGAAGAUGUUGCAAUGUUUUUGGUGGGGCCUGAGAAAUCUGAGUUCUUUUGGUUCAAACCUCCAGACCAGUUUCUGUAAGGACGAAAUCAUCUUUUCGAUUGUGAUCUCUAUAAGUGGCUUGGCACUAUUUUUAGUGUAUCUCAGUUCAAGGGUGCAGGGAUCGAAAAAAAUGUCAAAUCAGCUCAAAUUGCGACAGAAGAUUGAAAUUUUAUAUCCAGACAUGGUAGAGCAAAUACGUAAUAAGCACCGUCUCGGCUUGGCUUCACUAAAGAAAGUGCCGUUGCUUGAAAGUACAGAUGAGAAAGUGUUAAAAGCAAUCUGCAAGAAUCUUAAGCCGGUGACUUAUGGCGAGGAUGUUUAUAUCAUUCGAGAGGGAGAACCACUUCGAAAGAUGCUUUUCAUCACAAGAGGCACUGCAUUGACCUACACAACUACUAAGGGUGGAACAAAUGUGUGCAAGUUCCUUGAGAAAAGUGAUUUCUAUGGAGAAGAACUUAUAAAUUGGGCAUUCAAAUUUUGCUCAUUUUCUAAGUUACCUAUCUCCACUACAACUCUUAUGUCCCAAACAAAAGUUGAAGCAUUUUCAAUUAGGGCUCACAACUUCAAGUCAAUUGUCGCUCAAUUUUGGUGGCAGUUUCAGAGGGAGCUUCCUCGUUCUCAAUUGGAGCAUUUUGCAGCUUCUUCUUUACAGGCAUUCUGGCGCCGCCGUCGUGCACAGGCUAAGGGCCCAACUGGAUGGGACAAACUCACAUUAAAUUAGCCAAAACUACGAC
This is a messenger RNA of Prunus avium (sweet cherry), 1286 nucleotides long. Lineage: Eukaryota; Viridiplantae; Streptophyta; Magnoliopsida; Rosales; Rosaceae. The record is from RefSeq and is a predicted model, not a curated record.